AUGACAAGAAAAAACCCCAACAAGGAGUUUUCGGGUGAUGGAGAUACUGUUCGGCAGAUAAAGGCUGUUCUCAACAACGGAAGGGCAACCAACCGUCCCGUGAUGCUAGCGGUCAACGAUUGGGAUGGACUUUCUACCAAUUCGGUAGCUCUGGUUAAUAGCUUCCGUCCCUACAUCAACGAGGGCCAGAUAACUAUGGUUAUCUGGUUGCAGGAGCUCCAGGUAUUCCGAAAGGUAUCUGUGAAACAUGCCAUUAUGAUGCUCAGUGGCGAGUAUGAAGGUGAUGUUGACGAUUUCGAUCUUCCGUGGGCUACAAAGGAGUAUAUCGGUAAGAUCCAAGUCAUUGCCGCGUGGAAGAACAAUAUAUCGGUUGAUAUAUUGGAGCUCCGUCGGGAGACCAGGAAUCGAACCCGAGUUCCCAGCGUAGACGGCAAUAGCUGGUUUUACACCAGCACCACGGCCCGAUGUCGCUAUUGCGGGAGGGAGUUUACACGCGCUGACCAUCGUGGUCGCCACGAGAAGGAAGUGCCUCUCGAAAACCCUACUGUUCGCGCAGCGAAAGAAGCUGAGCCUCCGAAGAAGCGUGCAAAGCGCAGCUCCAAGUCGAAAACCCUCCAGCGGGAACAAGGUUUUGAAGCAUUAGACGACUCCCCCCUUAUCAGUUGA
Messenger RNA from Aspergillus versicolor CBS 583.65, 666 nucleotides. RefSeq lists its product as uncharacterized. Bases 1 to 666 code for a protein of 221 amino acids. The transcript is spliced from 3 exons. NCBI's taxonomy places the organism in Eukaryota, Fungi, Ascomycota, Eurotiomycetes, Eurotiales, Aspergillaceae. The record is from RefSeq and is a predicted model, not a curated record.